Molecule: messenger RNA, 848 nt
Organism: Paraglomus occultum
Lineage: Eukaryota; Fungi; Glomeromycota; Glomeromycetes; Paraglomerales; Paraglomeraceae
Source: the annotation of a GenBank genome assembly
AGAACACCAAGAUGUUGCAUAAGAAAUCUCAAGCAAAAACGAGAAAUGCCAAAGCGGCAGCAAAACGCACAAGCAUUAACGACGAUACUUCGAUGUCACGACCAUCUCCGUCACUACCAAUCAACAAAAGAAGGAAACCAGAUAUAUUGGAUAUUCCAAGACAAGAAAUAGUGGAAGAAGAUGUUGAUUAUCCUCUCGACGAUGAUGACUCCAUUCUGGAAGAAAAAACAGUUCCAGCAGCACCCACCGAACUAAAUAUAAACUCGGAAUUUGAAGCCGCCAUGUGGGUUGCUGAGCGACCAUCAGUAUUACGUCUGGCGCAAUUGAUUUAUAAAUCAAAGGAGCGAUCAGUUUCUGGAGAAUGUAAGGAUUAUGUCGACGAAGAAAUACCUAUAACACGCGGUUUGAAUCAGAAUCUUAUUGAAGACCGUAUAUAUAAAGAAUCGCGAGCUUUAUUUUUACGAACACGCAAUAAUACAUCCGAGUUAUACGAGGAGCUUGCCUCACAAAUAAUAGAAACUACACGUGCCAACCCCGAAGUACCAAGAAUUGCGAAAAAAAUCGCCUGCGUUAUGGAUAACCUUCGUUAUCAGGUUAAUAAAUUAUUCCGGAAAACCGCAGCAGAGUACAGGGCAAAAUAUGAAGGGGGGUUAGUUCGGAACAAUUUACAAAAAUUUAUCGAUGAGGCAGUAUGGAAGAAGAUUCUUCAUCUCCCCCUACUCGCGGUUAAUGUAUACGAGCUGAACAAUUGUGAAGAAAUUAAACGUGUACUAAAGCAGUUUGUUAUGGAGGUUGUCGAAAAGUGGAUUGUCGCUCUGGGGGAAGGGAAAGAAACAAAACAGCUAUAA